This is a messenger RNA of Maniola jurtina (meadow brown), 2648 nucleotides long. RefSeq names its product solute carrier family 35 member G1. The transcript has 2 exons. The record is from RefSeq and is a predicted model, not a curated record. Bases 191 to 1231 code for a protein of 346 amino acids. NCBI's taxonomy places the organism in Eukaryota, Metazoa, Arthropoda, Insecta, Lepidoptera, Nymphalidae. Gene Ontology annotation, cellular component: membrane.
AAAAUAUGAAAAUAAUUCUUGAAAGCAAAGUAUUUUGAUAAAUUUUUCGAAAGUACAUUAAAUUAGUAGGUACCUAACCCUGUAAAUAAAAUGAAGCCAUGAAAUCUUAAUAACAAUAUCACAUUCGGGCCUAACAAUCUAAUAUUAUUAUCUACAUUAAUUGAUUGUCAAUAUAUUAUUCACGUGAGCUAUGUCCGAGCUUUUAGAACUGCAACAUCUUGUAGCUGAUCUCUCUGUUGGAAGUGGUGAUGAAACAAUUCCUAACCUGCUGGAGAACAAGAGGCCGCUUAUCAAAAGAUGUCCUUACCUCGGGUUACUACUAGCUACACUUUCAUCACUAUUUUUCUCACUAUGCUCUGUUAUUGUCAAGAGUCUGGUAAAUAUAGACCCAAUGCAAUUAGCAAUGUUUCGCUUUAUAGGAGUCUUAUUGCCUACUUUACCAAUUGUUAUAUACACAGAGCAACCUAUAUUCCCUGAAGGCAAACGUAUUCUACUAGUAUUACGAUCAAUUGUAGGAACAGUGGGGCUAAUGUUAAGUUUUUAUGCCUUCCGAAAUAUGCCUCUAGCUGACGCCUCUGUAAUUGUAUUUUCAGUGCCAGUAUUUGUGGCUCUCUUUGCUAGGGUUUUCUUGAAAGAACCUUGUGGAAUUUGGAAUACAGUUUCAAUUGUAUUAACUUUAGUUGGUGUAAUAUUAAUCACACAUCCACCUUUUAUAUUUGGUGAAAGUGAAUCUGUCGGCAAUCCAAACUAUAAUAGUUUGAGAGGUGCUAUUGCUGCAUUUGUGUCAACAAUAUUUGGAGCAAAUGCUUAUGUAUUGCUUAGAGUCCUCAAAGGUUUACAUUUUUCUGUAAUCAUGACAAACUUUGGUGCUAUAGCCAUUGUGCAAACAUUGUUUUAUUCUUUUGUUUUUGGUGUUCUUUGUAUGCCAAACUGUGGAACUGAGAGAUUUUUAGUUGUAUGUUUAGCUAUAUUUAGUUAUUUGGGACAAAUUCUGUUGACAAUGUCUCUACAAAUGGAACAGGCAGGACCUGUAGCAAUAGCUCGUUCCGCAGAUAUAGUAUUUGCCUUCCUAUGGCAAGUAAUGUUCUUUGAUGAAAUACCAAGUAAGUAUUCAGUAUGUGGGGCUGUGUUAGUACUGAGUUCUGUGUUACUUGUAGGCUUACGAAAAUGGGCAUUAGCUUUGCCAGAAGAUUCACAGUUGAGGGGUAAGCUUGGAGUGCUAGCACAGUAAUUGAUGAUUUUUUCUGGUAAAUUUUUACUGUUAUAAUCUGUGAUCACUGUUUCUACUUACCAAGAUUACUUAUAUUUGCCACCUUUCUAGUGUAUUGCAAAAAUAUAUGUAAUGUUGGAACCACAAAGCUUUGUAACCUAUAGUUCCAGUGUGCAGAAUACUAGUUUCCUAAUAAUAUUUUGGUGGGCCACUAGAAUUUAUUGCUAUGUAUUUAUAUUUUUGUAUUAUUGAAAGUAAUAUUUAUUGUAAAUUAUAGAAAGCUAAUAACUUGAAGAUAAUAUGUAAUUAUGUAUUUACAAACUCUGAAAGAGUUGAAUAGUUAUUUUCUGCAUACAAUAGAAACAGUUUCUAGCUGACCUUGCACUACAAUUAGCAAUAAUAUUUUAACUGACUAAAAUAAGCCAUCACUCAUCAGCAAUAGUCAACAAGUAAAACCAUUUUUAUUUUUGUUAUUUAAUCAUGUUCUACUCUCGCUAGUUACACUUGACUGCAGAUAGUUGAAGAUGUAAAUUUUUAAAAUGUAAAUAAUUUUAAGCAUUAUGUACUUAUCUUCAAAGACUGUCCUAACUCCUAUGAAUCUGCUGCACCUAAUGUUAACUGUUGUAUUGUACUUGUUUGCUGUGUUAUGUUAUGUUCCCAUUAACCUAAGAUUAUAUUUUUGUUGACUAAUUGCUAUUCUAUUCUAGAUUUAGGUAAGGUAAUUAUGAUGUUAUUCACAUAUUAUCUUUGUAAGUUUGUAUUACUAUUGUAAACUAUUCUAGUCAAAAGUAUUUUAAAGUUAAUAUGUAAAUUAAAGUCAGCCCAUAAUCAUUCAAAUUUAAUAUCUUUAUUUAGAUCAUAAUUUAUUACAAAAAUGUUCUGUCAUUUUUGUGUGUUUAUGUAGUGCAAUAUUUAUAGCUUAUAUUAUAGUCAUAAACUCUGUAACAUUCUGUGUAGAUUAUAAAGUUGUUAAUGUAGCUUAUGCUUAUGCAUAGAGGAUAACUUGUAGUGUCCAAUGUCCGAUUAAACCUUUUUGUUUUGGCUGAAGUCGAAGGUUUCUAGCUAUCUAAAUUCAAUCAACUGCUUUUAAAAUUACUUUUAAUUAAGUAUUAUAACUGACAUUAUUUUAAAAUACUAACUGCUCCCUAUAUUUAUGAUAAGUUUAACAUGACAAAUAGUCAACAUAAACUAAAAAAAAACCAUUGACUUUUAGCCAAGCUUGAACUGAAUUUCUUAGAGUUAUUAAACUUUCGGCUUCACCCAAAGAUUGUGGCAAUAGCUGAUUAAUUGGCUUCGGCUUUGGAUCUACAGUCGGACACUAUUGCUUCGAUACAAAAAAUAAUAUUAUCAUGUUUGGCUUUGUAUCAGAUACGGAUUGGCCACUCAACAGUAUAUUUUUUUCGAUUUUAAGUCAAAACCAGAAACUAAGCACUUAAGU